AUGUCGACCACCCGGCGUUCGGAUUCCGAGGAGGAGAAGACGAAUGCCUCUCACCACAGUCCCAUCACGACGGAUCACCCAAAGCUCGAGGGAGGAUUAACACACGCGCAAACCGCUUCGACGAUUCAGAACAAGCGCACUUUCGGUUUUGUUAUGACCAUGCUGGGCUUCAGUAUUUCGUUCGUUGUAGCUGAAGUCAUCCCUCUGUUUCUCAUUACACUCUUCACGGUUAUUGCAUACGACUUAAAUUCCGGUGACAAGGCUAUUUGGUUGAUCGUGGCACAAUUCAUCGCGGUCGGCUCUACUGUUCCUUUCGUGGGACCUCUGGUCGAUUUGCUGGGUCGCAAAAUGACGACGCUUGUCAGUCUGCUAUUCACCGUUGUGUCCAUGAUUCUGCUGGGAACCACACAAAACAUUGCUGGAGCCAUCGCGUCCAUGGUGAUUUCUGGUAUGGGAAUUGGCAUUCAGUUGCUCACCUCCAUUGCUGCCGUCACGGAAUUAGUUCCCAUUUCUCAGCGUGGUAUCACGAUCGGAUACAUCGUCAUGGGUUUCAUGCCAUUUGCCCCUGCAUCCCUGUAUGGUCAACUUCUUGCGGAGCACAGCUGGCGAUAUGUUCCUCUCGUCAUUGGUGUUCUUGCACUCGUUGGAUUCGUUAUCAUCGCUAUCUGGUACAAGCCACCACCACGAGUCAACUCUCUCGGAUUGACCAAGCGUGAGAUCCUCGGCAGAAUCGACUUCAUCGGUGCAUUCCUUGCCAUUUCUGGUGUCACCCUCUUCCUCGUCGGACUCAACUGGGGCGAGCAGCCAUAUCCAUGGAACUCUGCUCAUGUAAUUGCCUGUUUGACAGUCGGUCUGGGACUCUUGGUGUUCUUCGUCGUAUAUGAGAAGUUCAUCGUCAAGUACCCAUUGUUCCCUGGAGAGUUGAUCCAGCACCCACGUUUGUUCUUCGUCAUCUGCUUCUUGUGCUUGACAUCUGGAGUCAACUUCAUUCCUGUCGUGGUCUUCUGGACUAUUCAGUGCUACACUGUGUACGGUGCAUCGUUCCGUGAUGCUGGUAUAUGGCUUCUGCCUAUUGGAUUCUGCAUUGCUGGAGGCGCUAUCAUCAGUGCUGGCUUGAUGACUGUCUUCAAGACAAAGAUUCACUGGAUUCUUCUCGGAUUCUGUGUCAUUCAAACAGCUGGUCUCGGUUCUGUCGCCGCUGCUGAUCCAGAAAAUAUCAACACCGUCUGGGGCCCAUUGAUCAUCGGCCUCCUCGGUGUCGGCGGCGUCCUCCUCCCCAGUCAAGUUGUCUUCUCCAUCAUCAGUCCGGAAACCCUAAUCGGUACAUCCAUCGCCUUGUCCAUCGUAAUCCGCGCAGUCGGCCAAGUCGUCGGAGUCUCCAUGUUCUACAACCUCUUCCACUCGCACAUCGAGCACCGCGCCAUGACCAACCUCACCAUCUUCACCCUCCCCGCCAUCACCAACGGGUUCAACCCAGGUUUGCACCCAAUCGAGGCUACGACUGAACUGAUCACCACUCUGACUGCGGGCCCAUUCUCGGCGUAUGCGGGGAACUUCAAUAUUACGGAUCCGGAGAACAUUGCUGCUAUCCAGCAGGCAGGACAUGAGCUUUACAAGACGGCGUUCCCGGAGCUGUAUUUGGUUUCGAUUGCGUUUGGAGGGGCGGCGAUCAUUUCGUGCUUCUUUUUGAAGGGAAUCUCUGCGUUCAUCAACGAGAAUGUCGCUGUACACCUCGGUUAA
This is a messenger RNA of Cadophora gregata, 1740 nucleotides long. RefSeq lists its product as uncharacterized. The record is from RefSeq and is a predicted model, not a curated record. Gene Ontology annotation, molecular function: transmembrane transporter activity. The transcript has 4 exons. Gene Ontology annotation, cellular component: membrane. Bases 1 to 1740 code for a protein of 579 amino acids. NCBI's taxonomy places the organism in Eukaryota, Fungi, Ascomycota, Leotiomycetes, Helotiales, Ploettnerulaceae. Gene Ontology annotation, biological process: transmembrane transport.